Molecule: messenger RNA, 1186 nt
Organism: Salvia miltiorrhiza (redroot sage)
Lineage: Eukaryota; Viridiplantae; Streptophyta; Magnoliopsida; Lamiales; Lamiaceae
Product: protein-ribulosamine 3-kinase, chloroplastic
Exons: 9
Coding region: 83-1096 (337 amino acids)
Source: RefSeq, a predicted model, not a curated record
AAAUAUAUAUGAUAUUGAUAAAAUUUUGAGCCAAUAGAAAGCGGGCAACAAAGAGGAGUGGUUUUCUUGAAGCUGCAAAAAGAUGGCGGCGGCGGCGGGGCUUCUGUUUCUCUCCACCACUACCAUUCCCACUCUCUCUCUAUCCGCGCCGCUUACUCGUCUCCGCUUCCCUACCACCAAACCCAAAUCACUUACUCUGGCAUCAAUGGCGAUGAGUGAGGAUCCAAUUCGUGAAUGGAUUUUGUCCGAAGGGAAGGCAACUAAAAUAACUGCCACUCGUUCAGUUGGUGGCGGUUGCAUCAAUCGUGCUUAUCGAUAUGAGACAGAUGCUGGCUCUUUCUUUGUUAAGACAAAUAGGAGCAUUGGCCCAUCAAUGUUUGAGGGGGAGGUUCGGGGGCUCAGCGCCAUGUAUGAAACGAGAACUAUACGUGUGCCUCAACCAUAUAAGUAUGGAGCUCUACCUUCUGGUGGUUCAUACAUCAUCAUGGAAUUCAUCGAGUUUGGUGCAUCGAGGGGAAAUCAAGCUGCACUAGGAAGGAAACUUGGUGAGAUGCAUAAAGCAGGAAAGUCCACAAAAGGCUUUGGUUUCGACGUUGAGAAUACAAUUGGAAGCACUCCACAGAUAAACACGUGGACGUCAGACUGGAUCGAGUUCUAUGGAGUUCAUCGCCUCGGCUACCAAUUGAAGCUUGCACGACAGCAGUUUGGCGACUCCCUAAUCUACGAAAAAGGGCAAAGACUCAUCAAGAACAUGGCGCCUCUUUUCAAUGGCGCCGUGCUUGAGCCUUGUCUUCUGCACGGAGACUUAUGGAGUGGGAACGUCAGCUACGACAAAAAUGGCGAGCCUCUCAUACUCGACCCGGCUUGCUACUACGGGCACAACGAGGCGGAGUUUGGGAUGUCGUGGUGCGCUGGAUUUGUAGGGUCGUUCUACGACGCCUAUUUUGAGGUGAUGCCGAAGCAGGCGGGUUGGGAGGAGAGGAGGGAUCUCUACAUGCUGUAUCAUUACCUCAAUCACUAUAACAUGUUCGGCUCCGGCUACCGGUCGUCUGCCAUGGCCAUCAUCGAUGACUAUCUCAGGAUGUUGGGGGCUUAGCUUAAGCUUUGGCUGGUUUGUACAUUGUGCUUUCGAUGUUGUACCUUAAUGUAAAGGGAUAAUAAUACCUAAAUACACGAACUUUCACAU